Chionomys nivalis (European snow vole) is the source of this 2475-nucleotide messenger RNA. Its product is annotated as transcription factor SPT20 homolog. Gene Ontology annotation, cellular component: SAGA complex. Gene Ontology annotation, biological process: regulation of transcription by RNA polymerase II. Lineage: Eukaryota; Metazoa; Chordata; Mammalia; Rodentia; Cricetidae. Gene Ontology annotation, molecular function: transcription coregulator activity. The record is from RefSeq and is a predicted model, not a curated record.
AUGGACUGGAGUUUAGAGGAGGCUUGGAAGCGGACAGAUGAUAUUAUUGAGAGUGUCCAGCAGCAACCCCCUCCACUGAGACCCACGUCUUGUGGGGAAAAAUCUCUUCAGGAAAAACUGUACGACAUUUAUGUGCAGGAGUGUGAAAAGGAGCCAGAAGCAGAGGGCCUUCGAAGCAAUGUCAACUUGCUAGAGAAGCUUAUGAAGAGAGAGCCAUUGCCAUGUUUAGUGGUCAGCCUGUACCCAGAAAACCAGGGCUAUUCUCUCAUGCUCAAGGAUAGAGAUGGAGUCCUUAUAGAGCCCUAUCCAGGGCCGUAUGUAGGACAGAAACUGCUUGAAUAUUUGGAUGCUGAAGAGUUACCUUCUUUUCUGAUUGAUAUCCUGGGAAAGUCUCCUGUGAAUGCUUUUCACGGUGGCUGUGUCAUAGCAGAAAUCCGAGACUACAGGCAGUGCGGUGACAUCUACCCUCCCGAGGAGCCUGCUGCAGAGGCUGCUGUGUCCUCUCCUGCUUGCCAAGUCCGGCAUAUUCUCUUACGUCCAACGAUGCAGUCUCUAGUAAGUGAUGUCGAGUCCAUAACAAGUGACAGCAGUCAGUGGACCCAGGAAGAAAAACAGGAGCUUGAGAGCCAACUGACCUCAGCUACAGCAGAGCCACUGUGUCUGGAUCCUUCUGUUGCUGUCACCUGCACGGCCAACAAAUUGCUGUUUAAUGAGCAGAAGAUAAUGACAGACUCCAUGAAAAAAUCCUUCAUGGGUCAUGAGUGGUCCUGUCUAGGCCUGGAGGAAGAAAAGCAUGGACGUACAUCUCCUCCUGAUGUUGCAACAAUGAUCGCUUGCAGAAAACGAGCAGAGAUCAAACCAGGUGACCCAUACGAUCUGAAGAUCCCUGAAGCAGGAAAGUGUGUAGAUACAUGGAAGCAGAAACCCUGUGAACUGGUGGCCCCUUCAGAGGUGGAUGUGCAGAAAUACGCUAAAGGGAAGCAGUCUGUGCCCCAUGGUGGUGACUCAGAAUCCACAGCCUGACCAGAUCCUGAGGUAACAUGUGGUUAUUUAUUUGAUUAUGAAAAGGGCUGUCAUCCAUGGGAAACAGAGCCAAGUGUGAUGCAGUCCCUUAGUGACCCAUUUUUUUCUUCUGAAAUAGGGUCACCGACAGAGGGCAUAUGUGAUAGUCAGAUGUUUCUUCCCCAAGUUGCCCUAAGUGGUUGUUUACUUGGUUCUAUUGCUGGGGGAAAGAUUGAGUCUGGGAAGGCAACGGAUGUGUGCCAAGGGUCUGCCCAGCUGCAGCGAUCCACUUACUCCAUCUGUCUUGGUCAGCCCUCCCAAGGGAUGAAGGCCAAUUCCCCAUCAGUGACAUCCCCAGUCUUAGAGACAAGAGUGAAGAGCCCAGCUCCACUGUUCACACUACCCUCCACCUCAGAUAAGGGCUCUUCAGCACCCAGUCCUACCUCAAUAGCAGUCAGAGGUAGGAAGCUUCUAAGACUUGCUCCUUCUCUCCAAUCAGCUAGUCUUCCUCAGCAAACUUUGUGGGGAAUGAGCAGUAUCAAUACCCUUGCUGCAGCUGUCCAGCCCUCUGCCAGCUCAUCAGAGAGCCAUCCAGUCACCCAGAGCCCCAGCAGUGGCACUGCCCAAAAUGUUACCAAUUUGUUUAGCCUAGCACAGGGAUCCCCUGGUUUGAAGAGAGGUUCACCGCAGGUGCAGAGCUUCCCCACUAGUGCCCCAGCAUUUGCAGAAACCUCUUCCAGAGACGUUCUGUCUCCUAGAGGUCAGAUGCCCAGUACCCAGACCAGCACACCACAGCACUCUGUGCAAUUAAUUCUAAAAGAGACUUCAGGCCCCAUAGCUGUCAGGCUUCCAUCUGGCACUGUCAUUUUUCGCCCAGAGUCACAAAUACAGCAGCCACAGCAAUGGUUGCAGCCACAGCAACCACACCAGCAGCCACAGUCACGGCCGUAUCCACAGCCAGAGCUGCAGCAGUCCCAGCAGCUCCAGCAGCUCCAGCAGCCCCCGCAGCCACGGCAGUACCAGCAGCCCGAGCAGCCUGAGCAGCCCCAGCCUUUGUAUGUGCUCAUUCCAAGACAGCAUCAAACACCUAGGGCUCGUACCCCUCCAGAGCCAGCACCACAAACUUACCACGGCAGCCAGGGAGCUAGCGUUCAGCAAUGGACAGUGCCAACUCAGCAAACUGCUCUCUUUAACCUUGCUGAGGCCAGGAGGGUUUGCCAACCUCAGACAACUGUAGUGUGCCAGGUGGGUUCUAGCCAAAGUCCUGGGCAGAUCCUUACUUCACAAAGUUUCCAGCAUCCUACUGCCCAGGUACAGCAGCUACAGGCUUGGGGCCAGAAUGUGCAGCUGAGAUUCCUGCCACAUACAGUGUCUAUGCCCAGAGCAGCCACUCAGCCUAGUCAUCAGGGCCACACAGGUGGCCAGCACAGACAUACAGAGAGUGGAGGUCCACCAACCACCCCAAAGUCUUAA